Molecule: messenger RNA, 1405 nt
Organism: Eriocheir sinensis (Chinese mitten crab)
Lineage: Eukaryota; Metazoa; Arthropoda; Malacostraca; Decapoda; Varunidae
Exons: 7
Coding region: 989-1405 (138 amino acids)
Source: RefSeq, a predicted model, not a curated record
CUCUUUCCCUAUUGGUGUGGCAUCCAGUGUGGACAGCCUGGCCAGACUUCCUGCACCCCCUCACAUCUUUCCCUAUAGGUGUGGCAUGCAGUGUGGACAGCCUGGCCAGACUUCCUGCACCCCCUCACAUCUUUCCCUAUAGGUGUGGCAUCCAGUGUGGACAGCCUGGCCAGACUUCCUGCACCCCCUCACAUCUUUCCCUAUAGGUGUGGCAUCCAGUGUGGACAGCCUGGCCAGACUUCCUGCACCCCCUCACAUCUUUCCCUAUAGGUGUGGCAUGCAGUGUGGACAGCCUGGCCAGACUUCCUGCACCCCCUCACAUCUUUCCCUAUAGGUGUGGCAUCCAGUGUGGACAGCCUGGCCAGACUUCCUGCACCCCCUCACAUCUUUCCCUAUAGGUGUGGCAUCCAGUGUGGACAGCCUGGCCAGACUUCCUGCACCCCCUCACAUCUUUCCCUAUAGGUGUGGCAUGCAGUGUGGACAGCCUGGCCAGACUUCCUGCACCCCCUCACAUCUUUCCCUAUAGGUGUGGCAUCCAGUGUGGACAGCCUGGCCAGACUUCCUGCACCCCCUCACAUCUUUCCCUAUAGGUGUGGCAUCCAGUGUGGACAGCCUGGCCAGACUUCCUGCACCCCCUCACAUCUUUCCCUAUAGGUGUGGCAUCCAGUGUGGACAGCCUGGCCAGACUUCCUGCACCCCUUGGCCACCCACUACUGGGGCCGACAGCUGCUGCACUUCCACAACACACUGCCCUCUGACGGAGCCUGGACCUUGGCGAUGACAUUUACCAUCUGGCGAGGGAGCAGCCGUGGGUGGUGGCAGCAACUCAUCGAGCGGCGUGGAGGAGGGAGCCGCCAGGGUGGACCACGCCUACAGCCUGCACGUCACCGCCCGCCAUGCACUAAGGGCUGUGGGCGUGCAUGACCGCCAACCAAAGACUCAGCCCAGAGGAAGAGCCAGGCCAGCACCACCACAGGGACAGAGGACGAUGAGGAGAGUGUUCCAACGCUGCUCCAACUCAAGGUUCAUAGGCCACACGCUGAGCCCUGCCAAGAUGUCCUGCCAGGUGGUCGGCCUCCACCCCUACACCUCCCACUGGUUCCUCCUGCUGCCCCACUACAAGGAUGUGCCAAGUAUGCCCUCCAGCCUGCAGUCCUUGGAUGAAACCCUCCACACUCUGACCUGUGUGUUGGCCCGCCAUGUGUACGCCCUCGGCCUCAGCAGUCUGCCGCUGGAGCGCGUCGGUGAACGGCGACUCGUCAGGAGGGGCUUCACCAAGCGCUCCGGCCUGGAUCAAUCACCUAAGAUGGAAUCCCUGGGUCUGCCUGGGUCCCUGUUGCCGCUGUGGUCACUCUCUCCGCCCCUGCCCGUGCUGCAGCCCUCAGCCCCGACCUCACCCUCAUGA